Tauraco erythrolophus (red-crested turaco) is the source of this 487-nucleotide messenger RNA. Lineage: Eukaryota; Metazoa; Chordata; Aves; Musophagiformes; Musophagidae. The record is from RefSeq and is a predicted model, not a curated record.
UAUUCUUUAUGUGCUUAUUAGCAGAGAGUGAGGAAGAGGAUGACAAUGAAAUGGAAGUUGAAGAUCAAGAUAGUAAAGAAGCUGAAAAACCAAACAUCAUUAAUUUUGAUACCAGUUUGCCAACAUCACACAUGUAUUUAGGUUCUGAUAUGGAAGAGUUUCAUGGAAGAACAGUGCAUGAUGAUGACAGCUGUCAAGUGAUUCCAGUGUUGCCCCACGUGAUGGUGAUGUUGAUUCCUGGACAGACGUUACCUCUUCAGCUUUUUCACCCUCAAGAGGUUAGCAUGGUGCGGAACUUAAUUCAGAAAGACAGAACGUUUGCUGUUCUUGCAUACAGUAACGUACGUGAAAGGGAAGCACAUUUUGGAACAACAGCAGAAAUAUAUGCCUACAGAGAAGAGCAGGAAUAUGGAAUUGAAACAGUCAAAGUGAAAGCAAUAGGAAGACAGAGGUUCAAGGUGCUUGAAAUAAGAACCCAGUCAGAUGG